This is a messenger RNA of Hipposideros armiger (great roundleaf bat), 1093 nucleotides long. RefSeq names its product ARF like GTPase 6 interacting protein 4 (gene ARL6IP4). The transcript has 6 exons. NCBI's taxonomy places the organism in Eukaryota, Metazoa, Chordata, Mammalia, Chiroptera, Hipposideridae. The record is from RefSeq and is a predicted model, not a curated record. The coding region runs from base 177 to 872 and encodes 231 amino acids.
CCCGAAGCACCGCCCAGUGCCGGAAGUCACCUCGCCGCCGCUUCCUCACGUGAAGGCCUGGUGCGGGGCGGGCGGUCCGGCCCUGUGGGCGGUUGAGGAGAGAACGGAGUAGUCCCGGGGACCUUCCUUAAGGCAGCGAGGCCGCGGAGGGCGCGGGGGUGGAGGCCCACGACGCUAUGGCUCACGUCGGCUCUCGCAAGCGCUCCAGGAGUCGCAGCCGGUCCCGGGGGCGAGGGUCGGAAAAGAAAAGGAAGAAGAGCUGUAAGGAUGCUCCGAGGAGCUGUUCCGCGUCUAGAUCCCAAGGCCGCAAAGCCAGCACCACCUCCUCCGGGGCGGAGGAGAGAAGCAAACACAAGGCCCGGAGGAGACCGCGAUCCAGCUCCUCCUCCUCUUCUUCCAGCUCUUCUAGCUCCUCUUCCUCCUCGUCCUCCUCCUCCUCUUCCUCCAGCGAUGGCCGGAAGAAGCGGGCGAAGCACAAGGACAAGAAGAGGAAGAAGAAGAAGAAAAGGAAGAAGAAGCUGAAGAAGAAAGGCAAGGAGAAGACGAAAGCGCAGCAGCCUGAGGCGCUGCCAGGACCCUCGCUGGACCAGUGGCACCGAUCAGCUGAGGAGGAGGACGACGGCCCAGUCCUGACGGACGAGCAGAAGUCCCGCAUCCAGGCCAUGAAGCCCAUGACCAAGGAGGAGUGGGACGCCCGGCAGAGCGUCAUCCGCAAGGUGGUGGACCCCGAGACAGGACGCACCAGGCUCAUUAAGGGAGACGGCGAGGUCUUAGAGGAAAUCGUAACCAAGGAGAGACACAGGGAGAUCAACAAGCAAGCCACCCGAGGGGACGGCCUGGCCUUCCAGAUGCGAGCAGGGCUGCUGCCCUGAGGGCCCCGUUGGCCAAGGUCUGUGGACCGUGUCGGUGGCACGACAGGGUGGGCAGUGGGAAGCCCGAUGGGUGCUGUUUGCCUCUUCUCCUGUGGACUGGGCUCUGGCUCAGCCUCUCUCUCAGAUGCAGGGGUGGAGGACGGGGUCACUGUCUUAGUCAGCUCCCCCCAUCUCCUGAAAGAGCGCACCUUCCCAGAUAUUAAAUGUGCCCUGGUUGGAGA